AUGAGCUCCAAACAGCGCCCAUCCGUCCUGGUCACGGAUGCGAGACAGAGACAAUCUCAAAGAAGGGUCCUUCAACGACAAGAUACCGGUUCAGGCGCUCCUGGGUCACAAGCACCGAUGCGAUUUAUGACCGUCGACAAUGUUCUUCAGUACAAUUCACAGAUCCCAUCAGGCCAACCGCGAGGCCCUCCAGCACCCGUACCUCCAGGACGACAUCCGGGCCCGUCGGGCAGCGCCCUUAGUCGCCGGGUCUCAUCAGGCGGUCUACCAAAUGCUCAGUCACGUACCGGUCAGCAGAUGCCGUCAAGGACAACCAAGAUUAGCGAAAAAUUGGUCCUUCUUCCAGAAGCAGAGGAUAAUGACGAUGACGUCGAUGAGGAAAUUGAGAGCGAGUCGGUACUUGCGCGCCGUGUCCAUGAUGAUGAGAAUCGCCCGUUGAAGGAUGAGGAGCUGGAUGUGCUUAAGAAGCGAGGUGGAAUUCGUGGCAAGAGUUUUGCUGAGAGGCUGUCCAAGAUGCAAAGAACGGACAAGGUCAGCAGAUUGACAGCCUACUGCACCGCGCAAGCGUACAAGAUCAAGCCUACUGCCGAAUUUCUGCGCAAGCAGCAUGAAGCCAAGACCAAGAUUUACGACGACUGUCUCUACGUCAUCUAUGCUCUGCCACUCCUGAACGGCACCGACGGCACCCGAGUUCGAAGUCGACCUAUUUUGAAGACCCCCGGAACUGGCAAGACGGUACUCGAUUUGGAGAUUGAGCGCAGCGAGCAGCGAGAUCAUCAUGAGGGUUACUUCGAGGACGACGCAUACGAACAUCCCAGCCCAGAGCGCGGCCAUGAGAUUCCUUCUCAUUUCACCAACCGCCCAUCGACUCCUGAGCGUAGCAAUCCUUUCCGUCACGACGACGACGUUUCAUCAAUGAACCGACUCGCGCCUGACGCAAAGAACUUUGCAGAAAUGUUCGUCUACUCUUACGGCGUGGUUGUCUUUUGGAACUUUACCGAACAUCAAGAAAAGGACAUCCUCGCCGACUUGACCUUCGCCGAUGCCGAUGCUGUAGAGAACGGCGGCACCAGUCUUCUCGUUCGACCUCUUGACCAGGAAGACUACGAGACAGAGGAGUUCCACUUUGAAUAUAGCGCGGACAUAAAGCGUCCGCGCAUCUUCAACGAUAUGAUCACUUUGUUACCAAGGUCUGACCAUAUGAUCAAGCUCACUAUUAGCCAUGCUAUUGCGCAGAGUACGCGCUUGUGUUUCUUUGAGGAACGCAUGAGUGAGACUAUGCUGGAUGCACAGCAUGUGCCCAAGAUGCUCGCAUUGACAGGAGAGCUUAAGAUGACUCGAACUGAAAUUGUGCGUAUGUUGGGUAAGCUCUUCAGAAGCCGUGUUGACAUCAACCUAUCCUCCAAUAUUCUCGACGUCCCCAACUUUUUCUGGGAGUCUGAACCGACUCUCCAUCCCUUGUAUGCUGCUAUUCGCGAAUACCUCGAGAUCGACCCACGCAUCAAGGUUCUGAACGAACGCUGCCGUGUCUUCCUGGAUCUUGCUGAGAUCCUAUCUGACUCUGUUGCUCACGCCAAGAUGAGCUACAUCACAUGGAUCAUCAUUGUCCUGAUCAUCAUGAGUAUUUUGGUCACUACCACUGAAGUGGGCAUUCGUUUUGGCAUGCUCAGCAAAGCCAAAGGUACCGGCGUCAACCGCAUCAUCACAGGACCAGUUCUUGGUGCAGGCAUGGAGCAGACUGUACUGCCACCGAGUGAUCUUGAGAUCCUUGCAGAAACUCUUGGACUGCAAGCCAACGCAUCUUUUGAGGAUGUUCACAAGAGCAUUUGGGAACUACAGAAGAAGGAAUUGCCGGACGCUUCAAUCGUGCACGAGGACAUCUAA
Fusarium coffeatum is the source of this 1884-nucleotide messenger RNA. RefSeq lists its product as uncharacterized. The coding region runs from base 1 to 1884 and encodes 627 amino acids. The record is from RefSeq and is a predicted model, not a curated record. The transcript has 3 exons. Lineage: Eukaryota; Fungi; Ascomycota; Sordariomycetes; Hypocreales; Nectriaceae.